AUGAAUUCCUUGUGGAAUAAGUCCUUUUAUCUGUCCCGCUUCAUCCUGCACAGUAAGUCUGCCGUAGUGCGACCAAGAUGGGUAUCGUAUUCGACCUCUGGAACAGAUAACAUCAGCGAGCGUGUUUUAAGCGUUCUCAAAACUAUUGAUAGAAUCGAUACCUCAAAGGACCUUGGGCUGGAUUCAUUGGAUAUGGUUGAAGCCAUCAUUGCUAUUGAAGAAGAGUUUGGUAUUGAAAUCCCAGAUAGAGUUGCCGAUUCCAUAAAGACACCUGCCGAUGUGGUUGCAUUUAUUACGGAAGAGCAAGCUCGCAACCGGGUCAAUUAA
Messenger RNA from Mitosporidium daphniae, 327 nucleotides. Its product is annotated as acyl carrier protein. The record is from RefSeq and is a predicted model, not a curated record. Lineage: Eukaryota; Fungi; Microsporidia. The transcript is spliced from 2 exons. Gene Ontology annotation, molecular function: acyl carrier activity; acyl binding. Gene Ontology annotation, cellular component: mitochondrion. Gene Ontology annotation, biological process: fatty acid biosynthetic process. Bases 1 to 327 code for a protein of 108 amino acids.